Medicago truncatula (barrel medic) is the source of this 3855-nucleotide messenger RNA. RefSeq lists its product as uncharacterized. The transcript is spliced from 4 exons. NCBI's taxonomy places the organism in Eukaryota, Viridiplantae, Streptophyta, Magnoliopsida, Fabales, Fabaceae. The record is from RefSeq and is a predicted model, not a curated record. Bases 266 to 3754 code for a protein of 1162 amino acids.
UGAGUAAUUAGGGAGAACGGUUGGUCUUUUUUUUUUCAUAGUAUUUUUACUAUGCUUUAGGUUAUGUUCUUUGACAUAAAACUGUGUCCAUGAUUAGUUUUACAGAGAGACCAAUUUAUUUGAAAUUUCCGUGAUUAGUCUUUAUAAGAAGAAGAUAUAAGCAAAAUCUUAGUUUCCCGUAAGUUCUUAACACUUGAUAUUAAAUUAUCAAGUGAUAUACUGUCCAUGACUAAUAUUGUAGUGUUGUGUAAAUAAUGCAUUAGCAAUGGAAGUACCUGAUAAUAGAAAGUGGAUCGAUAACCGUACUGAUCCUAAUCAGGAAGUUACUGAAGAAUUUAAAAUCGGAGUUCUUGAAUUUGUUGAGUAUGCUUUGGAACAUGAUAAAGAUAACGUUGGAGGAGGGAGUAUUAGAUGCCCUUGUAAGAAAUGCAAGUGUGCGAAAUUUCAAAUUCCAGACAUGGUAAAGUUACAUCUCUGUAAGAUGGGAUUUAUGAGUAAUUAUUAUCAUUGGACGAGCCAUGGUGAACCGAGUCCCCCAAUUCCCCCGGUGGUUGUAAGUCACUCAUAUUAUGGAAGUAGAGGCCGUAGAGAAUUAUUUGGAAAUUAUGAGCAAUUAGUAAUGGAUGCUGCAGGACCAAAAAUUGGUAAUUACCUAGAGCAAGAAGGUCAAGACGAGGGAGAAACAAUGCUAGAAGAUCCUAAUGAAGAAGCAGAAAGAUUCUUUGAAAUGUUGAAGGCCGCGCAAACUCCAUUAUGGGAUGGUUGUAGUAAAUAUUCCACAUUGUCAGCUUCUUUAACGUUAUUAAGUUUAAAAGCAGAAUAUGGUUUUUCCCAGGGUUGCUUUAAUGCAUUGGCGCAAUUUAUCGGAAAUGCAUUGCCAGAUAGUAACACUAUGCCUAAAAAUUAUUAUCGAGCGAAGAAAUCAAUUGAGGAGCUAGGUUUGGGAUGUUCGAAGAUUGAAUGUUGCCCAAAUGGAUGUAUGCUGUAUUAUAAGGAGGAUGAAGUGCUCCAAAGUUGUAAAAUAUGUGGAGAGGAACGAUAUACACAUGUCAGAAGACGGGGAAAGGAUGAAUUAGUUCCACGAAAACAUAUGUGGUACUUCCCUCUUGUUCCGCGACUACAACGUUUGUAUUCCUCGAUACAAACAGCCCGCGAAAUGAGAUGGCAUCGUGAGAAACCAAUGGUGAAUGGAUCUUUGUCUCAUCCAUCAGAUGCAGAAGCUUGGAAACACUUUGAUGAAGCAUGGCCUUCUUUCGCUGAAGAACCUCGAAAUGUUAGAUUAGGUUUAUGUUCGGAUGGCUUUGCUCCAUUUGAUAAAACAGGAAGGCGUUAUUCUUCAUGGCCUGUCAUUAUUACUCCUUACAAUUUGCCACCGUGGAUGUGUAUGAGAAGGGAGUUUAUGUUUUUGACCAUUUUAAUUCCUGGUCCUUCCGACCCAACGAGGAGAAUUGACGUGUAUUUGCGCCCUCUGAUAGAUGAAUUGAAAAUGUUGUGGGAGGAUGGAGUUGUGACUUAUGAUGUGUCGUUGAAGCAAAAUUUUUUGAUGAAGGCGGCUGUAAUGUGGACGAUCAAUGAUUUUCCAGCAUAUGGGAUGUUAAGUGGAUGGAUGACAAUGGGAAAACGAGCUUGCCCAAUUUGCAUGGAGCGCUCUAAGGCAUUUACCCUUGAUACUAGUAAAAAGACCUCAUGGUUUGAUUGUCAUAGACAGUUUUUACCACAAGAUCAUCCGUUUAGAAGGAAUAAGACUGCAUUUACAAAAGAUACAGUUGAGACGUCAACUCCUCCGCGAAGGCUGAGCGGUGAAGAAGUGUGGGAAAUAGUUAAAGAUUUACCAAGCGUUGAGGAAUCUGUAGAACAUUAUCCUUCAGACUAUAGGGUUAAGCAUAACUGGACAAAGCGUAGUAUAUUUUGGGAACUACCGUAUUGGAAAACUCAUCUUCUUCGACAUAAUCUUGAUGUGAUGCACAUAGAGAGAAAUGUGUUUCUUAAUAUUUUGUUCACAGUAAUGGACACCAAAGGUAAGACAAAAGAUAAUUACAAAUCUAGGAAGGACUUAGAAGCACACUGUAAGCGUAAGGGCCUAGAGCUGCAGCCUGGUAAGAAUGGUAACAUUGUAAAACCAAAGGCACCAUAUACGUUAACCAAACAACAAAGAAUAGCUGUAUGUGAAUGGGUCAAAAAUCUUAGGCUUCCGGAUGGUUAUGCUUCUAAUUUGAGUAGAUGUGUUGACUUGAAGGAAGCAAAGUUAUCUGGUAUGAAGAGUCACGAUUGCCAUGUAUUCUUGCAACGUCUUAUACCAUUAGCAUUCAAAGCCUUGCCCAAACCUAUAUUGAACACACUUACUGAAUUCAGCAACUUCUUUAGAGAAAUUACUUCAUCGUUAUUGAUGGAAGAUAAAUUGCGUGUCUUGGAGCAAAACAUCCCAAUCAUUAUGUGCAAAUUAGAACAAAUAUUUCCUCCAAGCUUCUUUGACUCAAUGGAACAUCUUCCUAUUCAUUUAGCUUAUGAAGCAAGAGUUGGCGGUCCCGUACAGUAUAGAUGGAUGUAUCCAUUCGAAAGGUUCAUACGGUCUUUAAAACAAAAGGUAACAAAUCAGGCCUAUGUUGAAGGUUCAAUGUGUAAAGAAUACCUACUGGAGGAGUCGACAACAUUUGCUUCGUAUUAUCAUCCCCCAGAUAUUUUAUCAAGGAGAACAAGAGUUCUACGGAAUGAUGAUGGAGGAGAAUCUUCUAUGAAUCCUCCGUUGUCAAUCUUUAACUAUCGAGGCCGUCCUUAUGGAAAAUGUACCACUUCUUUCAUAAAUGAUAAGGAAAUGAAAGCUGCACAUUUGUAUAUUCUUUUAAAUUGUCCCGAGGUGGCGCCUUAUAUUACCAUGUACUCCGAUAUGUUACGGGAACUUGAUCCAGAGCUUAACGAAGCAGAUUUGGACAAACAAGUAUCCACGACAUUUCCAGCAUGGUUUAAAAGAUAUGUGCUUGAUUUCAAAAAUGCGAUAGAUGAUGCGCUUUUAAGAAGUUUGGCAUGGGGCCCAAGUAGAUCAGUCACCAAGUGGCCUAAUUAUCUUAUCAAUGGAUACAAGUUUGUGACAAAAUCUAAAAAUGAAGGGAUGAGUACAACAAAUUGCAAUGUAUGCGUUCGAGGAGGGCAAUAUGAAUCUUUGGAAAAUAAUUACUAUGGGGUUUUGACGGACAUUGUUGAGUUACAGUACACAUGCCAUCCAUCAAAAAAGGUGGUUUUAUUUCAAUGUGAUUGGUUUGAUCCUAGUUCUCAAGGGACAAGGAUAGAUAACUAUGGAAACGUUGAAAUAAAAAAAUCUAGGAGAUAUAACAAUUAUGAUCCUUUUAUAUUAGCCCAACAAGCAGAGCAAGUGUAUUUUACAUCCUUUCCUGAAGGGAAACAAGGUUGGCUCGGUGUCAUCAAAACCAAAGCACGCAGCACAAUUCAAUAUUCGGAAAAAAAUGUACCCGAAACAACUCAUGCAUACCAGGAUGAUGCUGAACAACAAAUGCCUGUGUUUGUUUCAGAUGAUGAUUUUCAACAAUGCAUUGUUGACACUAAUGGUGUAGAAGAAGAAGUAGUACCAAUCUCUGUCUUGGACCAACUUGAUUUAGAGAUAGAAGAACAAUAUGACGAGUUUGAGGAGGAGGACGAGGAGGAUUAUGAAGAAGUAGAAGUAGAAGUAGAAGAAGAAAUAGAAGGGGAAGAAGAAGAAGAUGAUGAAUUUAGAAGAGGAAAAAGAAGGAGAACAAUAUGACUAGUCUUUUUUUCUUUUGUUAUGUUAAAUUUUUUAAACAAAUCCUUAUGUGUGAUUCUUAUGCAUAUUAAUGGAAAAUGCUAAUUGUGCUUAUGUUUUAA